AUUGCGUCAAUUUGGGUUUCAACCACGUCUUCAGUCUCGGAGCAGAGCUACUCAGAAGAACCAAAACAGGAAGGGGGUUGGAAAUCAGUGCAAAGGGGAGGAUCGAAGCUCCCCCUCCCCCCACUCCUUUAGCCCGAUCACAGCCUCCUUCUUUACCUUCCCCACUGCUUGUGUCUCCGGGUAUAAGGUUGUUAUUUUUCUUUUUUUUUUUUUCUUUUCUCUUUUUGUUUGUUUGUUUGUUUGUUUGUUACACCACCGUGGAAAAAGCCUGCUGUCCUAGGGCUGCGAGAGAGCGACAAGUCGAGAAACAGCAGAGCAUCACAUUCUGCGCUCCUGGCAGGGGUCGCUCAGGAAGAGGGCGACUCCACUAGCGCGAACAGCCGCGUCAGACAGAGGCUCCGGGACCACGGACAGCUGUUCCAGCACCGCGGACAGAGAGCACCACCAACAUGGCUCCGAUCGCGUCCAGCCACCCGCAGUUCGAUGAAAUUCCUACAGUUGUUGGGAUCUUUAGUGCAUUUGGCCUUGUCUUCUCUGUCUCCCUUUUUGCUUGGAUCUGCUGUCAGCGCAAGUCAUCCAAAUCCAAUAAGACUCCUCCAUAUAAGUUUGUUCAUGUUCUGAAGGGAGUUGAUAUUUAUCCUGAGAAUCUCAACAGUAAGAAGAAGUUUGGAGUAGAUGAUAAAAGUGAAGCAAAGAGCAAAUCAGCAAUGCCAAAGAAUUCUCUUCAUCUUGACCUGGAGAAUAGAGAUCUAAAUGGCAACUUUCCGAAAACCAUCUCUAAAAUGCAGAGUUCUCCAGGCCCUGAAAAUUCAUCUUCAAAGCAUUUUUCAGAAAAGAAGAAAGAUUUAGUUUCCCCUGAUAGUUUAAAAUCCACCAUGUCCCUGUCAUCUGAAGAAAAACAAGACAAGCUAGGAACUCUCUUUCUCUCUUUAGAAUACAACUUCGAGAAAAAGGCAUUUGUAGUGAGCAUCAAGGAAGCACGUGGGCUGCCAGCAAUGGAUGAACAGUCAAUGACUUCUGAUCCCUACAUCAAAAUGACAAUCCUUCCUGAGAAAAAGCACAAGGUGAAAACCAGAGUGCUGAGGAAAACCUUAGAUCCUGCUUUUGAUGAGACCUUCACGUUUUAUGGGAUCCCCUAUAGCCAAAUUCAAGACUUAACACUCCAUUUUAUGAUCUUGAGCUUCGACAGAUUUUCCAGAGAUGACGUCAUUGGAGAAGUCCUCAUUCCCCUUGCAGGAACUGAAUUGUCAGAAGGAAGGAUGCUAAUGGACAGAGAGAUCAUCAAAAGAAAUGUUAGGAAGUCAUCUGGACGUGGAGAACUGCUGAUCUCUCUCUGUUAUCAAUCUACAACAAAUACACUAACUGUGGUUGUUUUGAAAGCCAGACAUCUACCUAAAUCUGAUGUUUCAGGAUUAUCAGAUCCUUAUGUCAAAGUGAAUCUGUACCAUGUUAAGAAGAGAAUUUCUAAAAAGAAAACCCAUGUCAAGAAAUGUACCCCUAAUGCCGUGUUCAAUGAAUUGUUUGUCUUUGACAUUCCUUGUGAGAGCCUUGAUGAUAUCAGCAUUGAAUUCUUGGUUUUAGAUUCAGAUAGAGGGUCAAGGAAUGAGGUCAUUGGUAGGUUAACCUUAGGAUCUUCAGCAGAAGGAACAGGUGGAGAACACUGGAAAGAAAUCUGUGAGUAUCCUAGGAGGCAAAUUGCCAAAUGGCAUAUGUUGUGUGACGGUUAGCAGCUCAGAGCAGAGUUAGAACUUGAAAAAAACCCUAUAUAUAUUUCCAUAGGCAAGUAGCAGUUUUCUUUCUUUGCUAUCCGUAAUUGCAGGCUUGUAACUACGAGAGUUUUUUGGGGAAGGUGGGGAAAUAAAAAACUGGAUUGAAUUAUCAAAAUAGAAGGUAACUAAAUUUUCAGAGUAAAUAAAGUAAUUUAUAUUUCAUUAGACUUUAACUUAAUUAAAUUAGGUAAGUAUUUUUCUGUAGUUUACAUAGCCUAAAAUGUCUGAAGCAGUAUAAUCUUCAACAAGAACAAACUAAGUCUUAUGAAGAAGUAACUAGAAACCUUAUUAGUACUGUUAUCCAGAAGAAGAUGACCUCAUUAAAGUAUACUGCUAGAUCAAAGAAAAAAAACUGCAGCUUAAUCUAUGAUUCUAAGAUUAUUCUGGGAAGGCGCUGAGUCUAUAAACACAAUGGGGAUUGACAGUGAAUAAGAGGGACAUUAUUUUUGUCCCUCUGUCAUAAACCUUCUUUUAUGAAAAUUCAAUCAUUAUUUGUAUGUUUUGGUUAUUUAUACUUUGAUCAUUCCAAAGACUGAAGAAAUUUUCAGUGACUUGCUUUAAAAACUACAUCAAGUGCAACUAGUUGUUUAACGUAUGGAAAUACUGUUUAAUUAUCUACACUUGGAUUUUUUAAUAUGUGUAUAUAUAUUCUGUUUUAUUACAGUGACUAAAAUAGACACAUUCUAUAAAUCAUCAAGUAAGUUAAUGUAUAUUGUCUUGUCUAAAGGGCUCCUUUACGAGUGACUAUAUGUUAGGGAUUAGGCAUGGGUUACGUUUUUUCCUCUAAGAAGUAUUAAACUUUUAGUAUUUCAUGCCAAGUGAAAGCACUUACCCUCAGACAAAGAAGCAUACAUGAUACUACUGUCACUGAUCUUUCGCUAAUUAUAGUUACAUUAAAUGUAUUUCAAUAUCAUUUAAUGAAACAUUAUUUCUCCUUUUGAUUUUUUCAUUAAACGAAAAAGAGAAAGAAAAUCAUGAGACAGAGUAUAAAAUCUCAUUCAUUUGUUUAAAUUCCUGAACUUAUGUCACUACAGACCGAAAGAUUGCUCCGAACAAACAAAGAUUAAUGCAUUCUUAGACAUUUCCAGUACAGGAAAUCAAGUUAAUGCUAUGACUUAUACAGUAUUUUGUUAGACAAAAGACUGGAAAGGUGCAUUUCACUUAGAUGACAUGCAUUAAUGUCUACUACUGAUUCCACUGAAAAUUGGUGUUUCAUGUUUGCAUGACACAUGUGUGCUUAAACUUAAUUUGUGCCAGUCUCUGGGAGUAUAAAGUAUAAAAAAGAUAGGUAUAUGUAUAAAGGAUCUAGGCUCAUGAAAUUCACUCUUGGUCAUACCUAAUAUAUAUUUAGGCUGUCAGAACUGUUGCACAAAUAUAGGCAGUUAUUUCCUAACGUUUGUACACUGAUUUCUGAUAGUGAAGUUUGAAAACAUUGCUCAUAUGUCAUUUCUUAUUACACUAACGUAAAUAGGAAUAUGAUGAUGUUACCUUAUAACCACUGACAUCUCAUUUCAAAAGUGGAAAACAGCUUUCAGUAUUUUAGCAUAUAUCAUUUUCUCACUUGUAUUCCCACUGAAAUGAAUGAGGCUAUUUGGGAAUUAAUGUACCACACAAUAUAUGGAAAAGUAACAGAAGGAGGAUGGAAUUUAAACAAACAAACAAAAAAUGAAUAAAAACAACCAAAUAACAACAGCAACAACAAUAACAAAUCAUGUUCAAUGUUACAUUAAUCUCAUUAAACAGAAGAUUCAGAUCUUAUGAACAACUUUUGCCUAUUUCUUAUUGACUUUUCCCUGUUCUCACAUGGCCAAAUUAUGUUUGCAGUAAAGAACACUGAAAUAUGAAAUAUGCAAGUAGAAAAAUUACACUGAAAGGAUUCUAUUGAGGCUCUUUCAGAUUUUGUGUGAGUAAUUUCUUCAGUUUUUGAGAAUGUCUUUAAUAUAACAGUGUUUAUAAAGUUCUGUAAAAAUUCAUUUUCAAAAUGACAUAAACAUGCUUUUUAAGAUGAUGCUCAAUGUACAAAAAGAAA
Tympanuchus pallidicinctus (lesser prairie-chicken) is the source of this 3798-nucleotide messenger RNA. It is a transcript of the gene SYT4, whose product is annotated as synaptotagmin 4. Lineage: Eukaryota; Metazoa; Chordata; Aves; Galliformes; Phasianidae. Gene Ontology annotation, cellular component: synapse; membrane; axon. Gene Ontology annotation, molecular function: phosphatidylserine binding; SNARE binding; calcium ion binding. The record is from RefSeq and is a predicted model, not a curated record. Bases 450 to 1727 code for a protein of 425 amino acids. Gene Ontology annotation, biological process: vesicle fusion; cellular response to calcium ion; calcium-ion regulated exocytosis. The transcript has 4 exons.